Formica exsecta is the source of this 624-nucleotide messenger RNA. RefSeq lists its product as uncharacterized. Lineage: Eukaryota; Metazoa; Arthropoda; Insecta; Hymenoptera; Formicidae. Bases 30 to 353 code for a protein of 107 amino acids. The transcript is spliced from 2 exons. The record is from RefSeq and is a predicted model, not a curated record.
GAUGAUUGCUGCAUAAAUAUUUGAGAAAAAUGACUAAUGAUAAAAUUGCAAAUAUGAGCGCCUGCCAAGAAAUUAUAUCGUCAACUGCUAAGUUGGUGGAUGCUUCCAAAUACAAUCUGCGAUGUAACCGCAAUAUCAGUGAGAAAAUGACAAAGAAGGACUUCAUUUACGAUAUCCGUACGCCUGCACAGACCAUGAGAAAGUUCGAGAUACAGAAACAACCUAUCAUACUACCGAUACAACUACGACGAAAGCAGACCACUAGUUCAAAAAUGCCACAAUACACAGUAAUUUCCGAAAAACUGGACCGCGGUAGUGGUGAUGCGACUGUUGUAAGUAAACAUUAUUUAUGAAAGAGUUUGAUACUUCUAUUUUUUUUCUUACCUGUAUUUCAAUACUAUUUAGUUUAGUAAAAAAUAAGUAAAACUAUUGUUAUUCAAACAUUUCCCCUUUAAUGCAUCGAAAAAAUGUCAUUUAAGGUACAUUUUUUUAAAGCAAAAUAUGAUAAUACAUUUUAUUCUAAUCUUGUUAUGCUGCACUUUUGAUCCUGUUGUUACAUAUUCUCACAUUUCAUUUUGAUUCAUUUUCAUUCUGAAUUUCCAAUUUUUUCUAUCUAUUCUUAAA